This is a messenger RNA of Drosophila novamexicana, 1242 nucleotides long. RefSeq names its product odorant receptor 94b-like. Lineage: Eukaryota; Metazoa; Arthropoda; Insecta; Diptera; Drosophilidae. Gene Ontology annotation, cellular component: plasma membrane. The record is from RefSeq and is a predicted model, not a curated record. The transcript has 2 exons. Gene Ontology annotation, biological process: detection of chemical stimulus involved in sensory perception of smell; sensory perception of smell. Gene Ontology annotation, molecular function: odorant binding; olfactory receptor activity. Bases 91 to 1242 code for a protein of 383 amino acids.
AUUUGUAUGAAAUUCGGGCUCAGUAAGUCUAUAAAAGCAGGUAAUUUAUAGCUGCAAGCUUAUCAUUAGGGGGCACGAGUUUCACUUAAUAUGUCGACAACUGAAUGUGCGGAUCGCAUAUCCGGCAUACGAACUGUCCUUACAGUUCAACGUUGGUUAGGCAUCUGGAAGUGGCGGAAUGAAAACGAUUCCUGGAGACUACUGAAGAGAAUAUAUCCUUUUGUAUUACAUUUUCCAUUGACAUUCACAUACAUUGCGCUUAUGUGGUUGGAAGUCUUCAGUGCUAAAGGGAUGGAACAGGCCGGCAAUGUUUUGUAUAUGUCAGUGACAGAGGUGGUUUUAAUCAUAAAGGUCAUCAACAUUUGGUACAGGCGCAAACAGGCCUUACAGUUAAUGGAUGAGCUGGAAAGACAUGGACACUACAGAUUGCUAAGAGGAGAAAUUCAGUUCUGGCGCCACGAACAAAACCAUUUUAAGCGAAUUUUCUACGGUUAUAUUGGAGGAAGUUUUCUUGUAGCUUGUCAAGGAUACAUCAGCGUGUUCUACCAGGAUGCAUACGAACUUCCAUUCGGUUAUUACGUUCCCUUCGAGUGGCAUAAUCCACAGGGCUACUUUUAUGCCUGGAGCUACAACGCGGCGGCCAUGUCACUGUGCUGCCUUUCCAAUUGCCUUCUGGACACGAUGGGCUGCUACUUUAUGUUUCAUAUUGCUUUGCUUUACCGCAUUAUAGGUCAGCGAUUCCUUGCAUUGCACGAGGCGCCCGAAGAGAAGGCUCUCCCAGAAUUACGACGCAUCUUUCAGCUUCACCAGCGAGUGCGCAUCCUGACAAAGCAGUGCGAGCUGUUGAUUUCACCAUACGUCCUCUCCCAAGUUGUGUUCAGCGCCUUUAUCAUCUGCUUUAGUGGUUACCGGCUAGUGCAAGUGGGCUGGCAACGAAAUCCGGGUGUGUUUCUGACCACUGUGCAGUUUGUCGGCAUGAUGAUCAUUCAGAUAUUUUUGCCCUGUUAUUACGGCAACGAGCUAACCGUGUGUGCUAAUCAGCUUACAAAUAGCGUAUUUAACACGAAUUGGUUGGAGUAUUCUGUAACCACUCGCAAAGUUCUCAACUGCUACAUGGAGCUUCUAAAACGACCCGUAAAGUUGCGUGCGGGAGUAUUUUUUGAAAUCGGACUACCAAUAUUUAUGAAGACCAUCAAUAAUGCGUACAGCUUUUUGGCUUUGCUCAUAAAUUUGUCAAAAUAG